Messenger RNA from Drosophila eugracilis, 1798 nucleotides. RefSeq names its product prolyl 3-hydroxylase sudestada1. Gene Ontology annotation, biological process: attachment of GPI anchor to protein; peptidyl-proline hydroxylation; regulation of translational termination. The coding region runs from base 75 to 1688 and encodes 537 amino acids. The record is from RefSeq and is a predicted model, not a curated record. NCBI's taxonomy places the organism in Eukaryota, Metazoa, Arthropoda, Insecta, Diptera, Drosophilidae. Gene Ontology annotation, cellular component: GPI-anchor transamidase complex; cytoplasm. The transcript is spliced from 2 exons. Gene Ontology annotation, molecular function: L-ascorbic acid binding; peptidyl-proline dioxygenase activity; iron ion binding.
UAGCUGCACAAGCCAAAUUUUUAUUUUCCCUGGCAAAGACUCACGUUUUCCCCGAAAAUUUGACCCACAGAACAAUGGAAACGACGAGUUCCAGUCCAGUGAAGCCUAGGCGAAAAGACAAGGAAGAAGAUGGCCGUGCAGAACAGGAGGAUUCUUCAGACCAGGUGGGCGAACCGCAAAGGAAGCUUCCGCGACUGAGCGAGGCUGUCGAAUCGAAGGAAGUGCUUCUGAACGAGAAGUAUCAGCAACCGGAGAUCACACAGUGGCUACAGACCGCCUGGACGGAGGAACGGAAAACCCAGGAUACCAAGGAGGGGCAGACCGGAGCUCAGGUGUUCAGUGACCCAUUCCAGAUUUGCCUGUUGCCCGGUAUGCUAGAGCAGGGCCAGAGCCAGGCGCUGGUAGCCGAGAUUAUUCAAAAGGUUGAGUGGUCGCGCAAGCAGAUGGACCUGUAUGAGUUCUACCAGAGCACCGACCUCUCCAACAUGCCCACUUGCCGACUGCUGACCAAUUUCCUGCAAGUGCUUCGAAAACAAGUACGACCGUGGCUUGAGAAGGUGACCCACCUUAAGUUGGACUACGUGUCUGCCUCCUGCAGUAUGUAUACCUGUGGUGACUAUUUGCUUGUGCAUGAUGAUCUCCUAAAGGAUCGGCAAGUGGCCUUUAUUUACUAUUUAUCGCCCUGGGAAGGAGCGGAGGAGUGGACGGAGUCGCAGGGUGGUUGCUUGGAGAUCUUCGGCAGCGACGACCAGUGCUUCCCACAGUUUCCGGUGCAGCGGAAGAUCGCUCCCAAAGACAACCAGUUCGCUUUCUUCAAGGUGGGCUCUCGGUCCUUCCACCAGGUUGGUGAGGUUACCACUUUUGACUACCCGCGUCUUACCAUUAACGGCUGGUUCCACGGCGAGACAAACGAGGCUUUUGUGGCCGACUCAUUGCGCGCUUUUCCCCGCCUGAAUUACCUGCAACCGGACAGCAAUAAUAAGCCGCCGCUUUGCCUGUUCCUUAAUAAUGUAUAUCUAAAGGGCGCCACACGUCGAAGCAUUCAAAAGCGGAUAGAGGAAAACUCUGAGAUUUGCUUGUACGAGUUCUUUAAGCGAGAGAAGUUCGAAUUAGCUCGGUCACAACUUCUCGCGGAAUCGAGCACCCUAAAGUGGCGAAGACAGGGACCCGCAAACGCACAUAACUACGAAGUUCUAGAUUUGACAACAGCCAGAGGCACUAUCCUGGAACUGCUACAACUAUUCCGCAGCCACGCCAUGUUUGAUUUGCUGCGUGAUUUUACCGAUUUGGAUUUGUCAGGUGCCGAUGCCGACAGGCCAACAUGCAGUGUGGAGCUGCAGCGUUGGUCCCACGGCAACUACACAGUGCUAGGCGAUGGCCUAGCCAGCGAGGAAAACACUUUGGAUCUGGUCUACUACCUGAACGCUGCGGAAGGAGCAGCGGUGAUUACAUACCUCUCACCCGACGCUGAAAUGCCAACAGCGAAAGCGCCGGCAGACGUCAGGCGAUCGGACUACGAUGGCGAAGAAGAGGACGAUUCGGUUCUACUUACCAUCACGCCCGUAGACAACGCCCUUAACAUAGUGUACCGGUGCGAGGGCACCACCAAGUUCACCAAAUAUGUGUCACGCAACACGCCCCUGGAAAAGGGACCUGUUUUUGUUAUUUCUUGUAGCUACAAGGAGUAGCAUGUGAGUUUGUUUCACAACAUGCGCACAAUUACUCCUCAAGGACUAUUCACAUUCAUAGCGUUCUAUUGUACAGAAACUUAUUUACAUAAUAAAAUCUUUAAAAAACC